AUGUGGGAUAAGUCACCCCACAGGGCCCCUGCUACUAGGAACUAUUACAGGCACACGGUGUCAUGCUUCUCAAUCAAAUUUGACAUUAUCUACAUUUUCUUGGCUAUAAAUACUACGCUUUUUCCAUGGGAGGGUGUUGGCUGUGAUCGUAAUGGUCAAGUGAAUUGCAUAUGGUUGCCUUCAAGAAACCUUGAAGGAACAAUCUCUACUUCAAUUAAAAGCCUCAGCCAUCUAAAAGAACUCAACUUUGCACAUAAUAAACUGGAAAUUCUGGACUUCAGCUAUAACCGGCUAUCUGAAGAAUUUCAGCCAUUUGAUCAGUUUCCUGUUACCAUCAAAACGGUUGAUCUCUCAAGCAACAGAUUCAGCGGGGUACUUCAUUAUUCAUUCCUCCAGCAAAUACCACGUGCAGGUUUCAAUUCAAUCACAGGAUCUCAUCCUGAUGAUAUAUAUCAGGUGUCAACUUUGCAAGAGUUAUCCCUUCCAGGAAAUGGAAUAUCAGGUCAGAGGUCCAAUGCUCGAUUGGAUAAGGACUUUGCCAAACCUAUUUUACUUAGAUUUCUGAACUUUCUCUCGGGUCCUCUACCAAGAUCAGUUGCAAGAUUGUCAAGACUAGCAUCUGAGCUGAUUGCUAAUCGACUAGUCCGUGCACCCAAUGAGUUGCCUGUACUCCUUGUUCAGCCCAUGAGCAGACACUUAUGUCUACAUAAUCAGCUUUCUAGAUUGCCACUGGCAAUAUAUCUGAAUGGAGAUAAUCUCACUGGAACCAUUCCUGUCAGUAUUGGUGAAUUGCACGUACUUGAUCUCAGUCACAACAAUUUCACAGGCAGCAUUCCUGAAACAGUAUCUCACCUAAUUAACUUGGAAAAGCUGAGCUUUUCUGAUAACUCAUUUUUUGGUGAAAUUCCUUCGUCACUCGAGAAACUGCACUUCUUAUCUUCUUUCAGCGUGGCAAACAACGAUCUACAGCUCAAUACCCCCUGGAGGUCAGCUUGA
Messenger RNA from Coffea arabica (coffee), 996 nucleotides. The record is from RefSeq and is a predicted model, not a curated record. Lineage: Eukaryota; Viridiplantae; Streptophyta; Magnoliopsida; Gentianales; Rubiaceae.